AUGUCUAAAUUCGAAUUAGUUAACUACUCAUCUGGCUGCUCAUGUGGUGCUGAUUGCAAAUGUGCUUCCGAAACUGAAUGCAAAUGUGCAUCCAAAAAAUAA
Messenger RNA from Candida dubliniensis CD36, 102 nucleotides. RefSeq names its product Cup1p (gene CUP1). The record is from RefSeq and is a predicted model, not a curated record. The coding region runs from base 1 to 102 and encodes 33 amino acids. NCBI's taxonomy places the organism in Eukaryota, Fungi, Ascomycota, Pichiomycetes, Serinales, Debaryomycetaceae. The transcript has a single exon.